CAAAUUAAAUCCAAGUGACUAGACUAGUGACAAGUGAGUUAAAAGCACGAACAUCACUAUUCCCGUAAAAGUAUCGAACGAGACGAGUGGGUGAAAGUCUUUCCCUAAAUUCUUAUGUAACGGGCGCAGCGGUCCACACGGUGCCCGGCAAUAUAACACAAACGACGAGGGUCACGGGAAUUCCAAGGCUACAAUGCUGGCUUUACUUUUACUACUGGGCAUCUGUAUGGGAAGUAUAGAGAGUGCUGUCUUGGACCCGUCCCUGUACCUUCUGCCCAGCCCCCCUCUGAGCGGCAAGGUCCCAACGUGGUCCCAACCAAGUAGAGUGACGAGAGAAGCUGCUACGCAUGAUCCAAUUACAGAUUCAAAAACCACGACAACUGAGGAGUCGGAGUCAAUGGAAAGUUCUGAGACAUUUUGGUCUAGUAUGCGAACGUCGGGGUACGGUCUCGGUGGCAUCCACAUACCGCUGACGUUCAGCGUAUCUGGCACCUACGGCAGCGACGGCUACGGCUCCGGCGUAGUCGGUAGCGGCUACGGGUCAGGCGUAGUCGGUAGCGGCUACGGGUCAGGCGUAGUCGGUAGCGGCUACGGGUCCGGCGUAGUCGGCGGCUAUGGCACCGGCUUGCUGGGCUACGGGGCCAGUGUAGCCGGCACAUACGCGAGCGUUUCUUCUGACGAGCCAGCCAAGUUCAGCAAUUACGGCAAGUCAGCAUUGGCGGGAAGCAGCUACGGAACUUACGGGUCCGGCUACCCAGGCGUGAGACUGUUCAGUGGAAACAGCAAGCCUGGCUGGAGCGGAUGGGGGAAUGGAAAGUGGGGGCAUUACGGGAAAGGGUAGACCCUCCUUAUAACCCCCUAUAACCCUUCUGGCGCAGUCGGGUCGAUAGCACAUCAGACAUACAUAAUGCAUUUUUGUAACAAUUUCACAAUUUACAUAGGAUGCCACAGUGUUAAGCUUGAUGUGCUAUCGAGCGUACUUACUAGGUAAAAACUAUUAAGUAUUUAUUCUAAGUUAUGAAUACUCACUUUAAGUAGGUAAGG
Messenger RNA from Ostrinia nubilalis (European corn borer), 1044 nucleotides. RefSeq names its product peroxisomal membrane protein PEX13-like. Lineage: Eukaryota; Metazoa; Arthropoda; Insecta; Lepidoptera; Crambidae. The record is from RefSeq and is a predicted model, not a curated record. The transcript has 3 exons. The coding region runs from base 194 to 841 and encodes 215 amino acids.